This is a messenger RNA of Entrophospora candida, 1380 nucleotides long. The record is from the annotation of a GenBank genome assembly. Lineage: Eukaryota; Fungi; Glomeromycota; Glomeromycetes; Entrophosporales; Entrophosporaceae.
AUGUUCACAAAUAAUUUAGAAAGCCGACAAAAAAAGAAACAGGCUCAACCACAUAAUAAAACCUUGGCUUCACAAUGCAAUGAAAAUAUAGCAAUAGCAACUCAACAAAAAAUGGUUUCCACCAAAAAAUCUAUAGCUUUAGAUGAUGUUAGUAAUAUUAAUAAUCUUCCAAAUAUAUCUUCAAACCUCAAUAACGCCAAUAAUAAAGAAUCGGCGAAUAUUAGAAAUAAUAACGUCAUCUUACCAGUAUCCGCGAAUUUGAAAAAAAGAACAGCAGAUGUUGCACGAAAUCUACAAUUAAAGAAUCAACAAAUUCCUAAUAACAUUAAUUAUAAUAACGUAAUUGAGAAAAAACAAAAAAUAGAAGAAAAUCAAACAAAAGCAAUAGAAACAAAAGCUAUAACUGUCGCAAAACAAGCAAUAUCUACAAAAACAGCAACAACAAACAUAACAAAUGGAAAUGAACCUUAUGUAGCUAUUGACCCAGUAUUGGUUACAACUGUAGAAGCUGUAAACUAUGAGGCUGAAUUAGAAAAAACGCGCGCAAAAAAAAUAAGAACACAAGAAUGGGAUGAUCUUGAUCUUGAGGAUAUGUAUGAUCCCAUGACGGUGGCAGAAUAUGCUGUGGAAAUUUUUGAUUAUUUGAGAAUUUUAGAAGGUGAAACGAUGCCAAAACCCAAUUACAUGGAGAAUCAAAUAGAAUUAAGUUGGAGAAUGAGAAUAAUUCUCAUUGACUGGCUUAUCGAAGUUCAUUACAAAUUUCGUCUAUUACCUGAAACCCUGUUCUUAACAGUCAACAUAGUUGAUAGAUUUUUGUCUGAACGUGUAGUCUCCAUGGUCAAAUUACAACUUGUAGGUAUUACUGCACUUUUUAUUUCAGGCAAAUAUGAAGAAGUUUUGGCUCCAUCCAUCAAAAAUUAUAUAUAUAUGUCUGAAGAAGGCUACACAGACGAAGACAUUCUCAAUGCAGAACGAUACGUAUUACAAACUAUUGAUUACAAGUUGAAUUAUCCUAAUCCAAUGAAUUUCCUUAGACGGAUCUCAAGAGCUGAUCACUAUUAUAUUCCAGCUCGUACUGUGGCCAAAUACCUAAUGGAAAUCACCCUCCUUGAUCAUGCAUUCUUAACUUGUAAACCAUCCAUGAUUGCUGCAGCUUCACUAUACCUUGCUCGUAUAAUGCUUAAAUGUGGUGAAUGGACUGCAAAUUUGAUUCAUUACUCCACAUAUACAGAAGAACAAAUUAAACCUUGGUCAAAACUUAUUUUACAAUAUUUGAUAAUAAACAACAAACAUGUUGAUCAACUCUAUUUAAAAUAUUCUACCAAGAAAUUUAUGAAGGCUAGUAUUUUUUUAUCUUCGUCUUCAAAAUUGUCUAAUUGA